Leucoraja erinaceus (little skate) is the source of this 1353-nucleotide messenger RNA. RefSeq names its product peptidyl-tRNA hydrolase 2 (gene ptrh2). The coding region runs from base 53 to 673 and encodes 206 amino acids. Lineage: Eukaryota; Metazoa; Chordata; Chondrichthyes; Rajiformes; Rajidae. The transcript has 2 exons. Gene Ontology annotation, molecular function: peptidyl-tRNA hydrolase activity. The record is from RefSeq and is a predicted model, not a curated record. Gene Ontology annotation, biological process: positive regulation of anoikis; negative regulation of anoikis. Gene Ontology annotation, cellular component: mitochondrion; cytosol.
AUAGCCCGUUAACCUAAUCAUCGUCUCUUCGAACUGAUCUUUCAUCGCGUCCAUGACCGAGCGGCCCGGCGGUGAUGUAAUCGGGUCGCGCCGGCGUGGCCUGGGCCUUAGGCCUCGGCUCUCGGGAGCGGCCGCCUCAGAGGUUUUACUGACGCAAAAUAUGGAGACACUGACCACUCCGUUAGCUUUGGGACUAAUGGCUGGAUUAGGGUCUGGUUUGUGCCUGGGUUGGUUAGUUCGUGGGCGAUUUAUUGGAUCAUUUAAAACCAUGCCGUCGGUGCGAAACACGACGAUGGAAACCAGCGUCAUGGGAGAGAGUGGCGAGCACAAAAUGGUUCUGGUGGUUCGCAACGACCUGAAGAUGGGCAAGGGUAAAGUGGCAGCUCAGUGCUCCCAUGCUGCUGUCUCUGCAUACAGGCAGCUCCAGGCACGGAAUCCAGGUCUGCUCAGGCAGUGGGAGUACUGCGGGCAACCAAAAGUGGUUCUCAAGGCACCCGACGAGGAUAGCAUAGUGGAUUUGUUAACGCAGGCCAGGGAGUUGGGCCUGACCGUUAGUUUGAUCCAGGAUGCUGGCCGCACUCAGAUAGCACCUGGGUCACGUACUGUCCUGGGCAUUGGACCAGGCUCAGCAAAUCUGGUGGACAAAGUUACAGGACAUCUGAAACUUUAUUGAAAUGUAUCUGUGCCUCGACUGUCUGGGCAGUUGGACACACUUGUGGAUCUGGAAUCUAUCACCGGGACGUUUCUCAGCAGAUAGGAUCCAGAACCCCGAGUUAGUCCAUGUCAUUUGGCUCUUCUGCUGUGCACUGCAUUCAUUCUUUUUGUGCCUACUGGAUCAUAGCGAUUGUGGAUGAUGCCACGGCCCUCAUGCUUCUGCAGCCUAAGUGACAAUAAGCAAGUGGAGAGCACUGCCCUGCCAAGUGUUAUUCAGUUGGUAAUACCAGGACACUUUCAUUACAGUCUGCAGGUUUCCCUCCAGCUACUGAUGUGGUGGAUAUCCUGCCUCUGGAACCUCCAGCAUCUGCUGACAAAUGGCCUCUUUUCCCCCUCCCACCCCAGUUGGCUCACAUUGAAGCACGCGUUUUAUGCUGGAUGCAGAAAGCUUGACAUUCCAAAACAGCAAACCCUCUCAAAGGGUAGAUCGAGGGUAGAGGCUGCUUGAAAACUCGUCCAGCCUUGCUGUUCAGUACAAUCCUGAGCAACAUGGGCUCUGCAGUAGACAGACAUAAUGCACCUGGGGAGCUAGUUCAUUAAAAUAAAGAAAUGUCAGAAACAUUUACCUCAAGUGGCUUAUUUAUGUAAAGAGUUCCUCUUGAAACAAUGUAGAGUAAUAAAAAAGCUCCAUUAAGGCCA